This is a messenger RNA of Diorhabda sublineata, 971 nucleotides long. RefSeq names its product aminoacyl tRNA synthase complex-interacting multifunctional protein 1 (gene AIMP1). The transcript has 3 exons. NCBI's taxonomy places the organism in Eukaryota, Metazoa, Arthropoda, Insecta, Coleoptera, Chrysomelidae. Gene Ontology annotation, molecular function: tRNA binding. The record is from RefSeq and is a predicted model, not a curated record. The coding region runs from base 10 to 933 and encodes 307 amino acids.
AUCACAUAAAUGUAUUUAAGGUUGGGUCACAUCUUUUUUGUGACGAAAAUAAAUUUCAGAAUGUCUGGUAAAGAAGCUAUACAACGUAUUAAGCAAAAUGCUCAGGUAGCGAAGCAAACUAUAGAUGAAUUGAAAAAUGAGCUAAACAUAUUGAACAACGAAUACAAUGCUAUUUUAACUAGACAAUUACAGGAAGAAAAUGCUAAGCUCGUGGCAGCAGUAGAAGAUGCGAAAAAUAAGUUAAUCCAAUUAGAAAUUCGGAAUGGAAUUAAACAAAUUCCUAUUCCAAAUCAACCAUUAAGUACAUUUACACCGGAAAUUCCAGAUGCAAAGCCAGUUCUUAAAGAAAAUGUACAAGCCCCUACUAAGCCAAAAAAAGAGAAAAAGGACACACCUGUAAAUCAACAAAAAUCUUCAAAUGAUUUACCAAUAGAUGUAGGAAGACUGGAUUUACGCAUUGGAAAAAUUGAGGAUAUUAAAAGACAUCCUGAUGCAGAUAGCCUAUACGUAUUACAAAUUAAUGUAGGAGAAGAAAAACCAAGAACCGUUUGUUCUGGUUUAGUCAAGUACGUUCCAAUGGAGGAUUUACAAAAUAAAAUGGUUGUUGUUCUUUGUAAUUUGAAACCUGUGAAGAUGAGAGGUAUUACAUCAGAAGCUAUGGUAAUGUGUGCCGUUCAAACUGAAGAAGGCGGAUCAAUUAUUGAAACAAUAAUACCACCUGAAAACAGUAAUCCUGGUGAUCUAGUACACUGUGAAGGAUAUACCAGACAACCUGAUUCUAUUAUGAAUCCCAAAAAGAAAAUUUUUGAAACUGUAGCUCCAGAUUUGCAUACUAAUGACACAUUGCAAGUUUGUUAUAAAAAUGUACCAUUUCAGGUAACAGGAAAAGGAAUUUGUCAUUCAAAAACUUUAAAAAAUGUUGUGGUUAGAUAAAAUGUGAUAGGUCUUAGAAAUAAAAACAAAGUUUUUUC